Hemibagrus wyckioides is the source of this 2540-nucleotide messenger RNA. Its product is annotated as sodium- and chloride-dependent GABA transporter 2-like. The record is from RefSeq and is a predicted model, not a curated record. Gene Ontology annotation, biological process: sodium ion transmembrane transport. The coding region runs from base 146 to 2071 and encodes 641 amino acids. NCBI's taxonomy places the organism in Eukaryota, Metazoa, Chordata, Actinopteri, Siluriformes, Bagridae. The transcript is spliced from 14 exons. Gene Ontology annotation, cellular component: membrane.
AGGGGGGUUGUGGUGGUGGUGGAGGUUUAGUGGGAGGUAGCAGGCCAGAUGAGGUUGGAUUACACACUUCACUUGCUUUUUCUUUCUAUAGUAACAACCAGACUGUACGCUGGAAUUUGACUUGCUGUGGUUGUGAUUCGGUGCAAUGAAGGAUACAGCCGACACAAGCCAUGCUAAUGGGAUCAGUUGUGAAGAAGACGAGCAGAAGAUCCAGGAAAGAGGUCAAUGGAGCAACAAGCUGGAAUUUGUGCUAUCUGUAGCUGGGUCCAUCAUUGGCCUAGGUAACAUGUGGCGAUUCCCAUACUUGUGCUACAAGAAUGGAGGAGGUGCCUUUCUCAUCCCAUACCUGAUCUUCCUGUUCACUUGUGGGAUCCCUGUGUUCGUCUUGGAGACAGCUUUAGGCCAGUACACUAGCGAAGGAGGUGUCACUUGCUGGAGAAAGAUCAGCCCUCUCUUUGAAGGUCUAGGCUAUGGCACACAAGUCAUUGUAUCAUUACUGAAUUUCUACUAUAUCAUUGUUCUGGCAUGGGGCAUUUUUUACUUCUACCACUCAUUUUCCUGGGAGCUGCCCUGGUCCUCAUGUCAAAAUGUUUGGAACCUAGGUGAGACAACUAAACUGACACUGCCAAACUUAUUCAUCUUUCUAGUAUACAUAAUUGUAAUGCAGGGCAUGUUGGGUAAUCGGUUGUUGUGCUUUGUUUGUUUGGAAGACACUUGUGUGGAGUUCCAUAAGAGGAAUGAUUCGGUCAACUUCACAGUGCCUGCUAAUGCCACGUCUCCUGUCAUUGAAUUUUGGGAGAGAAGAGUGUUGAGACUCUCAUCGGGUAUCGACCACAUGGGCUCCCUAAAUUGGGAUCUGGCCUUGUGUCUGCUCAUAGCCUGGAUCCUCUGCUACUUCUGCAUCUGGAAAGGAGUGAAAUCUACUGGAAAGGUAGUUUAUUUCACUGCUACCUUCCCCUAUGUCAUGCUCCUGGUGCUCCUCAUUCGAGGUCUCACCUUGCCCGGGGCCAGCAGAGGCAUCCAGUUUUAUCUGUACCCUGACCUCGGACGAUUAGCUGAUCCACAGGUAUGGAUGGAUGCAGGAACACAAAUUUUCUUCUCAUAUGCCCUGUGCCUGGGGUGUCUAACAGCUCUAGGGAGCUACAACAAGUACAACAACAACUGCUACAGGGACUGCUUGGCUCUAUGCUUUUUAAAUAGCGGGACAAGCUUUGUGGCUGGAUUUGCCAUCUUCUCCAUCCUUGGAUUCAUGUCAUAUGAGCAGAAUGUGCCGAUUUCAGAAGUGGCUGUAUCAGGCCCUGGUCUUGCCUUCAUCGCAUACCCCCGUGCUGUAACAUUGAUGCCCUUCUCUCCUCUGUGGGCCUGUUGUUUCUUUAUCAUGAUUAUUUUCCUCGGACUGGACAGCCAGUUUGUUUGUGUCGAGAGCCUGGUCACAGCCAUAGUGGACAUGUAUCCCACUGUGUUUCGGCGUAAGAACCGCAGGGAACUCUUCUUGUUCAUGGUGUGCAUCGUGUCCUUUCUCGUGGGGCUUAUCAUGCUGAUGGAAGGUGGGAUGUACGUCUUCCAGCUCUUCGACUACUAUGCAGCCUCGGGAAUGUGUCUGCUCUUCAUGUCCAUAUUUGAGACUGUUUGCAUUGCAUGGAUUUAUGGUGCAGAUCGCUUCUAUGAUAAUAUGGAGGAUAUGAUUGGCUACCGCCCAGGCCCUCUAAUUAAGUAUUGCUGGAUGUUUUUCACCCCAGUCACCUGCAUAGGCACUUUUGCUUUUUCCCUCAUCAAAUACACGCCUCUUAAAUACAACAAUCAUUAUGAAUAUCCUUGGUGGGGUUAUGCAGUAGGCUGGCUCCUGGCGUUGUCCUCAAUGCUCUGCAUUCCUGCAUGGAUGAUCUACAAAAUUGCCAACACAAAAGGAACUCUAAAGGAGCGCAUACAGAUCCUCAUCAGGCCAUCUUCUGAAUUACCCAGAACCAAGAAGGAACAGGAGAGCUUGCUUGCUGUGUUCAGUUUGGCAGAAGCAGCUUCACCUAAUAAAGACGGCUCUCCACCAGGGCAUCAGAUGGACACAAAGUUUUAGAACUUUAUUUCACAGCCAUAAAUCUGAUAGUUGAUCAUCAGCAUACUUCAGAUAUGCCAGCCAUAAGAGUGAAAUCAAGUGAGAAAGAGAGGUUUUAUAUUAAUAGACUCACCAUUCAUGCUGGUGCUCCCCUUCUUUACUUAGAAGGACUGAAACAAUUCUCUUAUUGAGCAAAGUACUGAGGGUACUCAGAUACUGAGCAUUAUUACAUUUCAUACAAGUGCUGUGCACAAUAUACCAAUUCACAUGACUGUUGAAAAGCCUGUGCACAUUUUAAUGCCCUAGGCUUUUUUUUCUUACAGUAGUAUUACAGUAGUGAAUACUAAAAUGUCUGUUAUUUACUAUUCAUUAAUUUUGUUUGUCAUCUGUAGCAUUGUUUAACCCCUGAAUGUACUGUUCACUGAGUGUUUUUGUUGUUCAUUUUCUAUACGCUUGUACCUUUGGAAUCAAAAUAUAAGUGUGAAUUUAU